AUGGCGGUUUGCUCCAACAAGACAAUGCAUGGCCUGUACGCACAUUGUCCUCAACAUCUCGUCCCGCAGACCGAUGGCGUACCUUUCUUCAACCUGAGCCAACGCGGUGACCUCCGCGUUGACGAAAGGGACGAUUCCCUGGCCCUUGCACUGUACGUCGGUUAUCGUGCGGUGCAGCAAAUCGCUCGACCGGCCAUGGAAGCAGAUUUCUGCAACGCCGAACGCGCGCUCGACCUUCUCGCGCAUCAUUUCCAUCCUUGGGCUCCCCUUUUGUACGACGCUGGUCCCCGCACCUCGCCUAUGCUAGAACGAGUCCGUGGGCUGCUUACAUGUCCUCCCGAACGUACCAACACCACCUCCCACGUUCGACAACCCAACGAGAAGCUCUUCAACGAAAUCUACAGGCCACUCGUCGACCACCGUGAUGCCAUCGCUACACAGCUCGAGACCUACGCCACCGUCCUCCUUCCGAUCUACGACUCCUGGUUUUCCGACCUGACCAUUAUCCACGACAGUCUCUCCUCCUGGUCAAUAACUAACCAAACCCCUCCCUUCUCAUCCUCCUCUUGGUCCACAUCCGACCAAACCCUCUCCUCCUCAUCCUCUCCUUUCGAAUCCAAAGCUCGCCUUCCCAACGCCGUGUCCUCUCCCUGCAGCUCUGCCUGGCCCAAUUCACCCGCAUCUGUCCUCAGCCUCGCCAUCUCCCUCCCCUGUUGCCUCUUCAGCCCUACUACUCUCCCAUGGGUCCAGAUAUGCCACGCCCAAGACUUCUGGUCCCUGCGCGCCAUCGUCCUUCCUCGACUCGCCAACAACCUCCGCACAUAG
Molecule: messenger RNA, 825 nt
Organism: Zymoseptoria tritici IPO323
Lineage: Eukaryota; Fungi; Ascomycota; Dothideomycetes; Mycosphaerellales; Mycosphaerellaceae
Exons: 4
Coding region: 1-825 (274 amino acids)
Source: RefSeq, a predicted model, not a curated record